AUGGAUUACAAGUUCGUAGGUCUUUGCGUGAUGUACCUGCUCGGAGCGAUGGCGGUGACCCCUGGAAGGGCCGAGACGACUUCCAACUGUACAACGGCGUUCGACGCGGCACUCAAGGAAUGUGCGUCCCAGUUGGGAAUAUCGUCCGAUCGGUUGGAGAAUGAGUACAAACUCUUGCUAUAUCCGGCCGAUCGGGACAGCAUGUGUCUGGUACGAUGCGUUGGAGUCUUGCUGCGCUUUUGGAACGACACCACCGGUCUACGAGAGUCCGCCAUCCGGCAGUACUAUAAGCCGGCUCCGGAAGACGUCUGCUACCGAAAUCGAACGCAGUGUUGCCUCGACGCCCUCGAGCCGACUGUGACGGAUGUCUGCGAGCGGGCACACCGUUCGUUCCUGUGCUAUCAUCAGCAGUACGGAUACCUGGUGAAGCAGGACCGAUAUGUGCCCAAGACCAGCCUCGAGAUGCGUCAGGUGCAGCAGGAUUGUCUCGAUAUUCUAGGACUUGCUCCCACUCGACUCCACCAGUACCGGGAGGGUAUCUUCCCGGAUGAUCCGGAAACGCACUGCUUCAUCCGAUGUGUUGGAUUGCGGACCGAACUGUACAGCGAUCGGGAUGGACCCAACGUGGACCGGUUAUAUAUCCAAUGCGAGUCCUGUGCCGACGAGAAAGUGUUUAAGGAGCGUGCGAACGAAUGUAUCGCUUCCCAGCGACGUCAGAAGUUGAGCAAGUGUACAGCGGCGUAUCGAUCUUUGUAUCAAUGCUUCCGUGACGAUCAGCUCGAUAUGUACGCUGGUGUCACAACAACGACUCCAGUACAAACCUCACCGACCACCACACCAGCUCCGACGGUAGUAUCCAAAGGACCUCAGGGAUAUUUCAAAUCCAAUGCUCUCGCUGGCUAUCCAAUUAAGAAACAGAAGAGAGAACGACAGGCGCUUCAGUUGGAGAUCGUCUUCGAGGAUCUCUCCAAUCAACCGGCUAAGAAGUGA
Anopheles coustani is the source of this 990-nucleotide messenger RNA. RefSeq names its product general odorant-binding protein 45-like. The transcript has a single exon. The record is from RefSeq and is a predicted model, not a curated record. Gene Ontology annotation, molecular function: odorant binding. NCBI's taxonomy places the organism in Eukaryota, Metazoa, Arthropoda, Insecta, Diptera, Culicidae. The coding region runs from base 1 to 990 and encodes 329 amino acids. Gene Ontology annotation, biological process: sensory perception of smell.